Cicer arietinum (chickpea) is the source of this 953-nucleotide messenger RNA. Its product is annotated as transcription factor MYB106-like. The record is from RefSeq and is a predicted model, not a curated record. Lineage: Eukaryota; Viridiplantae; Streptophyta; Magnoliopsida; Fabales; Fabaceae.
UAUUGAUCUUUCUCUUUGUGAUUGAUUUCUUUUUGUUCUUCUUUAUAUUCAUAUAUUCAUUAUUUGAGUGGUUGAUUAAUAUUAAGGAAAUGGGAAGGGCACCGUGUUGUGACAAAUCAAAAGUGAAAAGAGGGCCAUGGUCUCAUGAAGAAGAUAUUAUCCUAAAAAACUACCUUGAGAAAAAUGGCACAGGUGGUAAUUGGAUAGCUCUCCCUCAAAAAGCAGGUCUAAAGCGUUGCGGAAAGAGUUGUCGUCUAAGAUGGUUGAACUAUCUUAGGCCUCAUAUCAAGCUUGGAGGUUUCACUGAAGAGGAAGACAAUAUUAUCUCAACUCUUUAUGGCACCAUAGGAAGCAGGUGGUCCCUUAUAGCUGCUCAACUACCAGGAAGAACAGAUAAUGAUGUGAAAAAUCAUUGGAACACUAAACUAAAGAAAAAGUUUUUGGCACAAUACUCAUCUAAUAUUGCCACAAACAACAACAAUUACACUAAUUCUAGUACUAGUACUAGUUUUGACCACUUCUCAACUUUGACUUUUCAACCUCAAAUUAAUGAACCAUUUAUCUAUGAUCAAAAGAUAAAUCUAGCUUCUUUUGAUGACUCCAACAAGGUUUUGGAUUUGGAGCAAACACAAAUUCAUAAUUCAUUACCCAUGACAAUGGAAUCAGAAGCUUUUUAUAGUGGAAGUAGUUUGAGUAGUAGUUGUAAUACGCCGACUACAAAGGAAAUUUCGACUAUUUCAAUUUCAAAUGCGCGUUUUGUUGAAGAACAGAACAAUAUUCAUAGUCAAUGGUUUGAAUACGACAAUGAUGAUUCAAUUCUACUUGAAUUUGCUCUUGAUGAUAUACUUAAUCAAGACAAAGUUGCUCAUUCAUCUGACUAAUUAACUAAGACUCUCAAAUUUAUCAAAAAUUUGAAGGAAAAAAAUUUCAUUACGAUUAAGUUAUUUAUAUUU